Spirometra erinaceieuropaei is the source of this 579-nucleotide messenger RNA. Lineage: Eukaryota; Metazoa; Platyhelminthes; Cestoda; Diphyllobothriidea; Diphyllobothriidae. The record is from the annotation of a GenBank genome assembly.
AUGUAUAAGUUGUUUCAGGAGGUGAACGACGUCCUAGUCCACAAUCUAUCCUCCAAAGAGCUGACUCCUGAACACUUAAAAGUGCUGAGUCACGAGGCCUGCUUCAAUACCACAGACGCCCAUCCGGUCAACCUCGUGGCAACAGUGGAAUUAAUUCUAGAACAGACCGAAGAAUUCGACGAAACAAAACAUCUCGUUCGACAAAAGGUAACGGCCUUAGUGAUGGCACACAAACCACGCGCAACUAUCACCAGAGCCGAACAGGAUGCUCUCAAGAAACUGAAGGCCGACACGAACAGUGUGGUACUGCCAGGAGACAAAGGGCGUUCCACAGUUGUCUUGGACAAGACCGACUACAUUCAGAAAGCUAACAACCUGCUGGAUGAUCGACAGGUCUACCUUCGAUGUGAUGAUGAGCCAAUGAGGAAGCUGUUGACGCCGUUGGACAAAACGCUCGCUGAGAUGCAAACAAACGAAGUAAUAAGCAAGUCGGUACGACUGGCCGUUAAACCAACAGGCGCAACCGCACCAAAGUUCUACGGACUACCCAAAGUGCACAAGGUCGAUGUCCCCCUCUGA